AGAAGCAGGAUCACAGCAACUAUGGCCUCAUCAGUCCUGGCGAAGAUAAAGGAGGAGGUGACCUGUUCCAUCUGUCUGGAGCUCCUGAAGGAACCUGUGAGUGCAGACUGUGGUCACAGCUUCUGCCGAGCCUGCAUCACACUGAACUAUGAGUCCAGCACAGGCAAAGAAGGGGAGGGCAGCUGCCCUGUGUGCCGAGUUAGUUACCUGUUUGGGAAUCUGAGGCCCAAUCGACAUGCAGCCAAUAUAGUGGAGAGUCUCAAAGGGUUUAAAUCUAUUCCUGAGGAGGAGCAGACGGUGAAUGUCUGUGAACAACAUGGAGAGAAGCUCCAGCUCUUCUGUGAGAAUGACAUGACAGCCAUCUGCUGGCUUUGUGAGAGAUCUCAGGAUCACCGUGGUCACCACACAGUUCUCAUUGAAGAGGCUGCUGAAAAGUACAAGGGGAAGCUGCAGGCAGCUCUGCAGACACUGAAGGCGAAAGAAAAAACAUGUGAUGAAUGGCAAGAUGACCUCCAACAGGAGAGAACUUACUGGGAGGAUCAAAUACAGAGUGAUGUAGACAGUGUUCAGGUGGAAUUUGAAGCACUGAGAGUUGUCCUGGCCUCCAAGGAGAAUGAAGAGCUGCAGAAGCUGAUGAAAGAAAAGGAAGGUAUUUUGCAAAGGCUGGAGAAGUCUGAAAAUGAGCUCUUCAGGCAGAGGGACUCAGUGAGAGACUGCAUCUCAGAUGUGGAACAUCAUUUGGAGAGCUCAACCAUGGAAAUGCUGCAGGGUGUGAAUUGUGUCCUAAAAAGGAGUAAAGCUUUGAAACUGCAACAGCCUGAAAUGAUCCAGAAAAAAAGAAGAAUAUUCCAUGUACCAGAUCUGAAAGGCAUGCUGGAAGCAUUUCAAGGGAUUAUGGAUGUCCAGCAAUACUGGGUUCGUGUGACUCUGUCUCCAAACAACAGUGCAAAUGUCCUGUAUGAAAAGGAAAGACAAAAAUACUACAAUGAUUACGAUGGUUACGGUGAUUACAAUGAUUAUACAAGUGCUUUGCAAUUUUCUGAGAGUUAUUGCUUGGGUGUCCUGGGAUGUCCAGCUCUCCAGUCAGGGAAACAUUACUGGGAAGUAGACGUGUCUGGAUGUCAAGCCUGGCUCCUUGGAUUAAAUAAUGGACAACGUGCUCAACCUCAGUUUUAUCCAGGGAAGCCAGUGCUCCUCACAUCCAAAUAUAAACAAUGUGUCAGUUAUCAGCCUAAAUAUGGCUACUGGGUCAUAGGGAUAAAGGAUAGUUCUUUAUAUGCCUUUGACCAGUGUUAUGAGACCAAAAAUCCCAGUGUCUUGGCCCUCUCUCAGCGAGGCCCUCUAAGUCGUGUUGGAGUGUUCCUGGACUUUGAGGCUUCCACGCUCUCGUUCUAUGACGCUUCUAACUGUGGAGCUCUCAUCUACAGAUUCUAUGACCAUUCCUUCCCUCACACACUUUAUCCAUAUUUUAAUUCUGUGGGAUGCUCAAAGCCAGUGGCCAUAUGCGAGCCACCCUCGUAGCCCUCCCUACAUCUGUGCGGUGCCCCGUUCCGGCUGCAUCUCGUGUGCCUGAGCCUCCUGGCCUCAUUGCAACUUUUCUGCCUUCAGUCCUUCUGCGAAUUUCACUUCUAAAUACAAACCCGUUUGCAUGCAUUUGCGUGUUCCAGUUCCUUGUCUGUUCAUGAGGAGAUAGAAAUUCAUUUCCCACACAGCCACAGAAUCCAUGCCGGUGAAAGGAUACGCUGAGUGGUGGCCUCAUUGUACCCUGAUUCAAGAAAUGGCCUUCUGCCUUAUUUUCCUGCUCUGCCCAGUAUAAUCUAUAGUGCAUGCCAGGCAAUUUUGUUUACGUUGUUCUGUCUUCAGAAAGUUCCGGGAAAAGGAUGCUCUGUGAACGUUUAGUGUGUGCGUACUGGCAUGUAUUCACAUUUCUCUGAGCUCAGAUGCCUUCCUUGAAUUGUUGCUGUUUGUUUUUUACAUUCAUGAAGAAAAGUACACUGAAACUGAAGUAAAAUUGUCUGCUGCCCUA
Psammomys obesus (fat sand rat) is the source of this 2026-nucleotide messenger RNA. Its product is annotated as tripartite motif-containing protein 30A-like. Gene Ontology annotation, molecular function: protein binding; zinc ion binding. The record is from RefSeq and is a predicted model, not a curated record. Bases 22 to 1521 code for a protein of 499 amino acids. The transcript is spliced from 7 exons. NCBI's taxonomy places the organism in Eukaryota, Metazoa, Chordata, Mammalia, Rodentia, Muridae.